GUCCACGAACUAUAGAGGGAUUCGAGUCUAUAUGCUUGGCUCACCGACGAUGAUGAAGAAGAAGGCGAAAGAAGGGAAGAGUCUGUUUGGCUCUCCGACGUUCGUUGAUCUUGGAAACGGACGGCUCAGAUGCGUCGAGACUGGUCACGAGGUUUUAGCCGGAGACGUAGAAUCAUACGCUCGUAACAAACGGUGUCGUUUAGGACUCAUCGAUCACGCUUUGUCUCAGGGAAAGUCUCCUCUCAACAUGUUCUCGCAAUGCCCACUUUCUCGCUCGAAACUCGUGUGCAAGCUUACUGGGGAUACUGUGAACAAGAACGAGGAACAUAUCUGGAAACACGUGAAUGGCAGAAGAUUUCUUCACAAAUUAGAGCAAGUGGAAAGAGGAGCUGGAUCAAGUGGAAGGACUGAGAAAACACAAGUAACCAAACCAAGACACAAUCAGGAAGAUUCUGGUUCCGAGGAAUCCGACUUUUGGAUGCUUAAGUCAAGUUCUGAUUCAGAGUCAGAUGAAGAGACUGAUGAAGGAAACUGUAAAGCUUCUCAUUGUGAUGCCAAAGAAUCUGAAGAGCUCUCAGAAAGAACAAAGAGAAUGUCAAUAGAGAUUGGACCAAGUAGUUUUGCUUCUAGGAAGAAAAAGAGUAAGAAUGAUGAGUCGUCUUAAGAUGUUAUUGUGGACAAAAAAACAAAGAGCACAAUUUUGUUUGUAAAAAAAGAGCCUCUUUUGAAAAUUAUGCGAGAGCUAAAUUUCAAAACCAUUAA
This is a messenger RNA of Arabidopsis lyrata subsp. lyrata, 762 nucleotides long. Its product is annotated as surfeit locus protein 2. The record is from RefSeq and is a predicted model, not a curated record. The transcript has 5 exons. The coding region runs from base 32 to 664 and encodes 210 amino acids. Lineage: Eukaryota; Viridiplantae; Streptophyta; Magnoliopsida; Brassicales; Brassicaceae.